CGGAAGGCGGCGGAAACUGCCACCCUCAGGCCUGCCGGAAACGGAGGUACAGUACAGCCCUUACGGUCGGUCGGGACCAGAUCACAGUAAACAGCCAACUUUUCCCGUAACUGGAAAGGAGUGAAAAGUAUUUGAGAAAAAAAUUGUGACUCAAACAUCCUAUGCUGCAGAAUUCCUUAUAGUAUCAUCAUAACUACAGAAAUAAUGGUGCUGUUUCAUCAAGCGUUGCCGAAAGUUGAACUCCAUGCUCAUCUCAAUACCUCUAUCAGCAGCACCACAAUGGAAAAACUGAUACUGCAGAAACCACAUCUCAAUAUUGACCACAACAUGACCAUGAUCAAGAAAGGCCAGACAAGAACGCUUGAAGAAUGCUUUGAGAUGUUUGAAGUAAUUCAUCAGUUAACUGACAACGUAGAACAAAUCUUCAUGGUGACAAAAGAGGUUAUUAAAGAAUUUGCAGCUGAUGGUGUGAAAUAUCUUGAGCUACGAAGUACACCACGAACAGAAAACACAAAAGGGAUGAGCAAGAAGUCAUAUGUUGAAGUUAUACUUGAAGCCAUAAAACAAUGCAAACAAGAGAAUGUGGACAUAGAUGUGAGGUUUCUGUUAUCUAUAGAUAGAAGAGGUGGGCCUGUUGUUGCUAAAGAGACUGUAAAACUUGCAGAAGAAUUCUUUACAUCCUCUGAUGGGCUAGUGGUUGGCUUGGAUUUAAGUGGCCAUCCUGCAGUAGAACAUGCUAGGAGCUUUAUUGCCCCGCUCCAAGCAGCUAGAAAUGUUGGCCUUAAGCUUGCUGUGCACAUGGCUGAGAUCCCAAAUAAGAAUGAAGAAUGGGAAAUGCUUCUUGGUCUUCCACCAGACAGGAUCGGCCAUGGUACAUUCCUUCAUCCUGAAGCUGGAGGGACAGAACAGUUGGUCAACACUGUUAAGAAACAUCAGAUACCCAUCGAGCUUUGCUUGACAUCAAAUGUCAAGGGUCAAACUGUCUCAUCAUACAGUGAACACCAUUUCCAGUAUUGGCACAGUUGUGGACACCCCAGCAUACUUUGUACUGAUGGCAAAGGGGUUUGGGCCAGCAAUUUGUCACAGGAAUAUCAGCUUGCAGAGUCAGCAUUCAGCCUUUCUAAAGCACAGAUAUGGGAUCUGUCUUACCAAAGCAUUAACUACAUCUUCGCUUCAGAAAGUACAAAAUCUGAUUUGAAAAGUCAAUGGAAUAAGCUGAAGCCAGGACUAUUUAACCAAGACUAAGCGAAGAUUAUGGGACAUGGACAGUGCUCUUGAGCCCUAUUUCAUUCAGCUGAUACUUAAUCUUGAUUGUUUCGAAUGAGCGACCAAUGUAAGCAAAUCAAUGUAUAACCAUAUAACAAUUACAGCACGGAAACAGGCCAUCUCAGCCCUUCUAGACCAUGCCAAACACUUACUUUCACCUAGUCCCACCUACCUGCAUUCAGCCCAUAUCCCUCCAUUCCUUUCCUGUCCAUUGUUAUGAGUGAUGAACAGACCUGAUGGACAAUGGGGUGCAGAGUUAACCAUUCCCCCCCCCCCCCGAGAACUACAAACUAUUGCUGUUGUUAUGCUACUAUUGAGAGACUUCUACAAGGAUUAUUUACCUUCUACUACAAGGACUGCACUUAGCUCGUUAACAUUCCUCAGGAGAUAGCAGGAGUGCCCUGAUUUGAUGAACACAGUCAUUCAGAGUUGAUGGAUAGCUGAGACCCCGUGAGUGGAGAUAAAAGAUAGGUCUGGAGAGACACCCUUCAGACACACCAGUGGACACUGACUGAGUGUUGGAACCCACAGAAAGGUGGGGGCUUCGGAGACCGAACCAGGAAAUCGGUCAGUAAAGCUCACAGUGUUACAGCAGGGCCGGUGGGGACUUGUGUGUGUGUGUGUGUCCACUCAUGCCAGAGUGACGAGUCCACCACAGAAGAACGGUCUAGCUGAAGACCAGAGGGGUCAUAACUGAAUGGCCACAACAAUACGACGGAUUAAGAAAGCAACAGAAGGUUUGGCUGCUGUAGCUGUUACAUCUCACCCUCUCUCUCCAACGAUUUCAAUACAACAACCAUAACUACUUAAGCAUUUAUGAACUGAACGCUGUACUUUUCUAUGACAAUUCAUUUACCCCUAGACAUCAAUAGAGCUUAUUAUUGAUUAUUAUUAUUCCUACACUUUUAGGUUUAUUACUGCUAACUUGCUUUAUAUGUAUAUUUGCAUUUUUGAUAUUGUAUUGUGUAGUUUACUAAUAAACACCUUUAGUUUGGUA
Messenger RNA from Hypanus sabinus (Atlantic stingray), 2263 nucleotides. It is a transcript of the gene mapda, whose product is annotated as adenosine deaminase-like. The coding region runs from base 205 to 1245 and encodes 346 amino acids. Gene Ontology annotation, molecular function: adenosine deaminase activity. The transcript has 11 exons. NCBI's taxonomy places the organism in Eukaryota, Metazoa, Chordata, Chondrichthyes, Myliobatiformes, Dasyatidae. Gene Ontology annotation, biological process: inosine biosynthetic process; adenosine catabolic process. The record is from RefSeq and is a predicted model, not a curated record.